AUGAUGCCCUACCAACAUUAUUUGCAUCGCAGAUUUGAUAUUCAGCUCUCUCCUGUGGCGGCGAGUAUCAUUGAUUGGGCACCGCCAAGCCGCGAUGCCCCAGCUGUUUCCGACGUAUCAUCUAGCUUCCCCUCGUCAGGUGAGGGGAAGACCACCUCCGAGAAUGGAGGCAGGAAGAAGCCCUUCCGUGACUGGGGACAAAAACCGGAUGACGCAGAAAAUUUUGCGCGUAGCUCUCAGCUUAUGGAAGGCGGACCUUACGCGACCGAGAGCGGCGCUGCGGCCUCCUCGGAGGCGGGCUUAAAGCCGCAUAGCUCAACAGCUCCCCUUGUGUCUGAUCGUGGUUCACGGGAAGCGCGUUCCUGCCACAAGACGGCAUAUCUUCGUUUGUCUCAAAGUCAUUGGACGGUGAAUUCGUAUGCCGCAACGUCUUUGCUCUCUCGUGGAACUUUUAGCUUGAAUGCGGGGCUAUUUUCGGAUUUUGGUGUUGCGCUCGGCGCUGCUUCUUCAGCCGUUGCGUGGCCGUCACCAACGCCACAGUCCGUCGGACGCCUUUGUUUUUACGCGACGGACACAUUCCAGUUGGAGUGUAUUUGGCGGCGGAUGCAGUGGGCGGGCGCAGUUAAGCUUUUCGGUUUGUGGCCGUCGACGGCGCUGCCUGUGUGCGAGCUUACGGGCGUGACCCCCAGAACGGAUUGGUGUGUGCAGGCUGAUAGGUUGCUCUUCAACUGGAGUUGGUUUUGGCGCAUCUUUGUGCGAGAUGAACGGAGUUGUCGUUGGAACUCGUUGAUCUCUCAAAACUCCCCGGCGGAGCCACCACCUGCGUCGGAGGAGGGGCUUGACACGUGUGGGACAACCGCCGCAAAAAACGCACCACCGCCGACGAAGUGGGCGGCAGCCUCGCCAUCGCACAGAUACGCUGCCUCCGCCAGGCAGGAUGAGAAGCAUCACCCACAACCACGUGCGGUGCAGAGUCACCACGAGGGAAGUCUCGAGAAGGCAACAGCUGCUUUUGCGGUUGAAGAUGAAAUUGCGUACGACGACGACAGAGGCGAAAUGCGUGGCGGGCGUGGACGCCUUGGUGCAAAGGCUCUGAACCAUGAUGUGGGAAAGAGUCCUUUGCACACCACAAGUGGCGAGGAAAACUAUAGGUGGUGGUCUCUGAAGGAGCUCCGAUGCGGGGCGGGCUUUGCUGUAAAGAACGACCUGGCGAGUGGCGUCAAUGUCUACUGUGGUUGCAGUGGUCACUUUGGUAGGGCGCUAACUGUCUCCACACACGUGGACGUACUUCAUCGUGCGUGCUGCUCCAUUACAUCGAACACCAAGUCACUCGAUUUAGCGGCCCGCCUGCGAAUGAACCUUAUCACCUGGCACCGCACCGAGUUGGACGCCGGUCUGGGUUGGCGGCCAUUCAAGCAGGUUCCUGGCCUCACGUGCCGGCUGUCUCGUUCCAUGGGUCGCACAUCUGCCGGCAUCACGAUCAGAGAUAUUGGUACUCAGUACAACAAACUGCUUUCCAGCCGGCAUGCGAAGCGGGAAGAACAUGCAGCGCAACAGGGGCGAGAAGGACAACUGCAGCAGCGACAACAUGGACGGCGUGACCCACAAGGGAAUUUGAGGGGGAUAGCUUCCAAUUCAACAACCUCCACAGCAUGGUCAUUCUCAGACUGGUACGACCCGUACAUUAGGUGGAUGUGGCGUCUGGGUCGGUCGAUUACCGGUUCAGCCUCACUUGCCGCCUCAUCGGCUGCUGCGUCUUCCGCAACGGGUGCGAUAACGCAUGGCCCGGGCCUCCGCAAACGCUUCUCGCAGGCCAUGCUAUGGGUGAUUGAAUACGCGGAUGCGCUCUUUCGCCAAACGGAGUUUGACCUAACAAUGGGUCUGGAGGAGCAGCGACAUCAUUCAAGAAGAUUGCGCUGCUUCUUUGUUCUCUCGGCCCAUUAG
Molecule: messenger RNA, 1944 nt
Organism: Trypanosoma rangeli
Lineage: Eukaryota; Euglenozoa; Kinetoplastea; Trypanosomatida; Trypanosomatidae
Exons: 1
Coding region: 1-1944 (647 amino acids)
Source: RefSeq, a predicted model, not a curated record